Messenger RNA from Calypte anna (Anna's hummingbird), 1302 nucleotides. RefSeq names its product ubiquitin conjugating enzyme E2 V2 (gene UBE2V2). Gene Ontology annotation, biological process: DNA damage tolerance; protein K63-linked ubiquitination. The record is from RefSeq and is a predicted model, not a curated record. The transcript has 4 exons. Gene Ontology annotation, cellular component: nucleus. Lineage: Eukaryota; Metazoa; Chordata; Aves; Apodiformes; Trochilidae. The coding region runs from base 137 to 571 and encodes 144 amino acids.
CGCCUUUCCCGCCCGCUCCGCCAGCCUGCGGUCGCCCGGUGGGAAGUGACGGAGGGCGCCUGGCGGAAGUGACGCGCAUCGCGUGCAGGCCCGGGCCGGUGUGUGUGUGUGUGAGUGUGUGGGGAAACCGGAGAAGAUGGCGGGAUCCACAGUUAAAGUACCUCGUAAUUUUCGCUUGUUGGAAGAGCUUGAAGAAGGGCAGAAGGGAGUAGGUGAUGGUACAGUAAGCUGGGGCCUUGAAGAUGAUGAAGAUAUGACACUGACCAGAUGGACAGGAAUGAUUAUUGGGCCACCAAGGACAAACUAUGAAAACAGAAUAUACAGUCUGAAAGUAGAGUGUGGACCUAAAUAUCCAGAAGCACCUCCUACAAUUAGAUUUGUAACUAAAAUUAAUAUGAAUGGAAUAAAUAAUUCCAAUGGAAUGGUGGAUGCACGGAGCAUACCAGUGUUAGCAAAAUGGCAAAAUUCUUAUAGCAUUAAAGUUGUACUUCAAGAGCUAAGACGUCUAAUGAUGUCCAAAGAAAAUAUGAAGCUUCCACAACCUCCAGAGGGACAAACUUACAACAAUUAAUUUUAGCUGAUUCUCAAACUUCUGUCUUAAAACAACAACCUUCUACUCAUGUUAAUGUCUUGAUUAAAUCUCACAAUGCAAACACCCACACAUUAAAGAAUUUCAGCUGGUGUACAUGACCUGGACAUUUGUAAGAAUAUAUAUAUUAUAUGUAUGCCCAAUAUGUUUUCAGGCACUAUGGGAGAAAAAGGCAGCACAAUUAUUUUUAUUUUAUUUUUUUUUAAUCGAGGCACUGUCAUUUAAGCAUAAGCCUGAAAUAGCCUAAAAUUGGAAUUCAGGUCUUACAAGAUGAAAGCAUGACGGGAAGUGUCAGAUUGGUGUGGAAUAAUACAUGUUUCUGAAAAUUAUCUCUUGAGAAGGCAAAAUAUAAAUGGCAUGCUUUAUCCAUCUUGCUUAGUAAAAGAGCUGCAGGUAAAUUUGUUUUAAAGUAGCAGGUACAGUGAAAUACCAUUGCUCAUCUUGUUUAAUUUUGCAAGGGUGUGGGUGCCGACUACUAGUAGUGUCACAAAGUAUGUUCAGGAUUGUUUUGAUACCUGUAUUUAUAAAAUGGGGGGAUUGAUUUCUGUUAAGCAGCUCCUGUGUGUUACAUGUAUCGGACAUGGCAAAUAUUUGUUUACAGUCUUUGUUCUAAUAAACCAUGCAUUUAAGUUUUAGUGAAACAAAGGAAAUGUAUGGAUAUGUGAUUGAGAUUAAAGUUAGUCUUAAAAUGUAAAUAAAAUGUGGAAAGUGUC